Schistosoma mattheei is the source of this 5979-nucleotide messenger RNA. The record is from the annotation of a GenBank genome assembly. NCBI's taxonomy places the organism in Eukaryota, Metazoa, Platyhelminthes, Trematoda, Strigeidida, Schistosomatidae.
GACCCUCGGCAGUCCGAAUGGUCAUUCCUUAUUUAGCCUAAAUAAAUUAUCAAUGAAAUUUUUAUUGUAACUUCAUGGUCUAAUACUAGUCAUACAUGUGAUAAUUUCUGGACGUUGCUUUAGCAACAUGACUGAGCAAAAUCUUGUUUGUUUACUGCAGAAGCCCUCUAAAAACCGUUCACAAGUCAUCUCAUAUCAGCUAUCAAAGAUAUUCAAAAAUUUGUAUCAAUUUUCGGCCUUAGAUGAUGAUAUAAUUUCAUACUUGCAGGCUGCGAAAGACAGUGAUGAUGUGAAACAUUCAUUGUAUAUAAAAGAAAUUGAUAAGGUUUUGGAAAGGCAUAAAGGUGUUGUUGAUGAGGUGAACACUGCGGAAUCGCGAAUUAGGGAUUAUAGUUUGAGUAAACCUUUAUUUCAUAACUUAGAAAACGAAUCGCCAAGAUCAGUACCAAGCAAUUUGCUUAGCUUUGAUGAAGUGGAUGACUCAUUUUUAGGUGACCUUGGCCUUUUGACGAAGGAGGAUAUUUAUUUUAAUGGAAAACCAAGAAGCCAUGGUUUUCCAGUUGUAAAAAGUUCUAAAAAUUACGAAGACGCUGAGAAUGUUGAUAUUUUACCAGCAAUCAAAUCAACCGUAAAAUCUAGAGGAAAAACCGAUCAACUUAAAAACUUUAAUCCUAAGAGUUACUUAAAAAAUGGUGAUAUAAUAUCAGAUAUAAAUUUAAUACCUCCUACAAGACAACUAAUUCCAUUUGGGAAAAGAACAAAAGAAAAUAGAUCGUUAUUCCAAGCUGAACCCGAAUCAAUUAUUUUUAAGUCUUAUCUAACGGGAAAUAUGUAUGAGGCUAUUGUUAAAAUACGCAAUAUUUCUGACAGUAGUCGACCAAUUCGAAUUCUUCCACCAAAAACAACAUAUUUUUCAAUUAAUGAGGGUAAAUUUCCACGACCAGGUAGUAGUAUAAUUGCACCGGGAAUGGCAGCUGUAUUUCUAGUACAAUUUUGCCCAGAUAAUGUUGGUGAUUUCGAAGAUGAAUUUAUGGUUAAAUAUGAAAAUCAACUAGAACCACUUUGUGUUAAACUGUUAGGACAAAAAUCACGACCACAACUUAAUAUACUUGAUUGUUACGAUUUGGGUUAUGCAUUAAAGGGUGGUGCAAGAGUAAACACUAUUCAACUAAAGAACUGUAAUGCAGAGAUUGCGUCUAACAGUAAAUUCCUUUUUAUUACACAAGAGGCAUUUAAUGAAUGUCAACAGUAUGGUGCAAAUAAUUUCACAGAAUUUUACUCGUUGCAUGUGAAUUCCUCUUCAAUUAGUUUAUGUUUGGAAUCAUUUUCUCUCAAACCAGUCAAUUUUGAUUUGGAAUCAUUGCAAUCGAUCACAAUAACAGUAGAAUUUAAACCAUUGUGUGCUGCAGAAUAUAAAUGGGAACUUGUAUUGAUUUCUGAUAAUGGUCAAUUUUUCCCGGUGACAUUCAAAGGUAGAGGGGAAGAACCUCAAUUACAAAUAAUCGAUAUUACUGAUCAGAAUCAGUUAUCUACUUCAAAUAAAUCGUCAACUACUUUUAGAAAAGUUGAUACUAUUUCAAAUGAUCAGUUUUAUUUCUAUCAAUUUCCAAAACAUUAUCCCCACACUAUUUCACCAAAAACAAUGACGAUAAGAAAUUGUUGCUCAGAACCUCUACGUUUUCAAUGGAUUCAGGAAGAUGAAUUCAGUGGAACAAAUCUUUCAGAGUAUACUUCAGAUAGUUUAAUUAAAAGUGAUGAUGUAUUAAAUCAACGUAAAUCUUUAUCAUCAACAAGUGUAAUAUCUUCAUCAGAUAAUCAAACCGAUAAUGAUGUACCAUUAUUAUUUACUAUUAAUCCAACAACUGGUAUAUUUGAAACGAAUGAAAUGAAACAUUUUCAAAUUUGUUUUAAUCCAACUCAAGUUGGAACAUUUAGAACACAACUGGCAAUAAUAUUGCUUGGUAUACCAGAAGUAGAUGAACAAGGAAAUUGUUAUAAAUUAGACAAAAAACAAUUAACAAUUGAAUUAGAAGGGACAGCAGAACCACUUUCAAUAUCAAUUGAACCACCAAUUUUGAUUAUUCCUGGGAAGUGUUUGCUUGAUGUUCCUGUAUACCGUACUGUGCAGUUAGUGAAUAAAUCCUCCAAUUGUUCUGUAACAUAUUCAUGGCAACAUAAUUUUAACACUGAAAGAAAUUCUAUCAAUUUAAGUGAUUGUACUCAAUCUACAACAGAAGUUCUUCAAUCAAGUAGACAACAAAGUUCAAAAACGUUUAAUGAAAUAGAAAAAUCAAAUAAAGCUUUAAUUGUUUUAGAACCAACUAUAGGUUCAAUUGAUCCUGGACAAUCAAUUAAUAUUGAUAUCAUGGUAUCAUCUUCAAAAUCUAUUAAAAUUAAAGAAAAUAUUCCAUGUUUUAUUAAUAUAUUACCUAAUAGUCCACUUUGGUUAUAUAUUGAAGUUGAAUUUUCGAGCCCUACCAUUAUUUUUGAUAGAACAGACUGUAACUUUGGUCUUAUGCGUCCGAAUGAAACAGCUGAAAUGGAUAUACUACUAACGAACACUACCCCCUCUCCAAGAAAAUGGUUUGUGAAAAUGGAAACAUUUAUUGACAAGUUUGGAUCUGACUUAGAAGCACACCCAUCUUAUGGAGUCAUAAAACCCUUCCAAUCAGUAAAAAUGAAUUUGGUUUUUACACCACAAGUAACAAGAAGUGUUCGUGAUAUUAUUACUGUACAUACUGAAGAUUCUGAAGAAAUAAGCAAACUUUUAUUCAUAGCAGAAGUUCAAACUCCACUGAUUGAUUUCCAUCCACUUCAUAUUGAUUUUAAUCAAUGUUUUUGGAAUGUUCCUGUCACUGAAACAGUAACAAUCACGAAUUUAAAUAUGUUGGAUUGUGAUUUAGAAUGGAUUGAACCUAUUGGAAAUGAUAAAGAAUGGGUUACAAUUAAUGUGAUUCCCAAAACUUAUCGAAUCAUAGGUCAACAAAGUCAAUUAUUUGAAAUUUCGAUAUGUGCUCAUAAACAGAAAUCAGUUGAAGAUCUUCAAAUCCCAUUACGUGUAAAUGGAUUGAAUGAGUUUUUAUAUUUACCAAUUACAGCUAAAGUCCAAGGAUUGUCAAUAAACUACUUUCCAUUCAAUCACGAUACAGAUUCAAUGUGCAAAGAAAGUUCUCAUGAAAAUAUCAAUAUUCCAAACAAUAAUUUAAAUGAAACAACGAUCUUAGACUUUGGACAAAAUAUUGGUCUUUUUGAACCGGUUGAAAAAUGGAUUGAAUUUAGGAAUAAUACACCAAUACCAACAAGAAUAUGCGUAGAUACUGGGAGAUUAUCUACAAAAACUAAUUAUGCUGAUUACGAGAAUUUUCCUCAUAAACCUAAACUUGGCGCUGUGAAAUAUUUAUUCAUAACAUCAAGACAAUCUACUGAAAAUUAUUUAAGUAGUCAAAAUGUUUUACACGACAUGGAUGAUCAUAAAACUCAAAUUAGGAUUCUUUAUGAUUGGUGUAAUUUAUUAUUGAAACAGUCGAAAGGUGCAUGUGUACUAGCACAUUCAGCUAUAUCAUCCACCAAUUAUACAACAGAUUUUCAAUUAGCCGAGCUUAAACCAAUUACUAUUAGUCAGUAUACAACUACGCUACCAACUAUUCCAUCAUGGUAUUUACCAGGAUAUGGUUCACUAAGGAUUUGUUUCAUAUGUGUAGCCAAUCUAUGGGGAGUUUAUGAAGAUAACAUUUAUAUUUAUGUAUUGCCAGAAUUUGAUCUUACAUCUGAAUCCUAUCUAUCACCUGUUGUAUUUUGUACAUCUUUCAAAAUAGUUGGAUGUCCAAUUUAUUCAUUAGCCGCAGGUCAUUUCGGUGAAUUAUCGAAUAAAGCAUUACUGAAUACUGAUGUAAAGAAUAAUUCAAUAUUUCCUAAAACUGCUUUACCAGUUAAAGCUACAAGACAAUUUAUACGAUUCGGUAGUGCAUUGUUUAAUGGACCAGUUGUUAAACGUCAAAUACGUUUACAUAAUUCAUGUGAAGCUGCUAUUCGGAUUGAUUGGCAAGUGUUUUUGGAUUCAGAAAUAGAAGAUCAUAAUCAAUUGAUUAAUCUUUUAUGUUUCAUAUCAGAACCUUUUAAAAAUGUUUCAUAUCAUCAUCAAUUGAAUAAAGAAAAAUCCUUGACUGGUGAAUAUUUAAUACUGAAUGAACUAUCAACUGAAGAUUUCGCUAAAAAUCAAUUAAUUAAUUUAGUACUUCGACCAUAUGAUGGAAAAUUAAUAUGGGAAUCAUCAUCAUCUCAAAUUAUUCCAUCAAAUAAUGAUAAUUUUAGUAAACUAUUCAUCAUAUCACCUGAACAGUUGAUAAUACAACCACAUGAAGAAGCUACAAUUACAAUUUUAAUGAAUCCAAUAGAAGCGUAUUCAGAUAUGAAAUAUUAUGAAAUUUUCAAUUUAAAAGCUCAUAUAAUUGGUUAUUUAACUAUAGAUUCAAAAUAUUAUUUGGAUAUUCCACGUACACAUGCAUUAAUCACAGAACAAUUACGUUUUGAUAUAACUGCUAAAUUGGAACAACCUAGACUCAUUAUUGAUCUAAACAAUAAUCCCUUGGAAAUUGUAAGCACGUCUCCUAAUCCUCCACGACCAAGGAUUCUGCAUUUUAAAUCAGGAUUAGGACAGUUUCUUGUUAAUUCCCUGAAAAAGAAAGCAGAAGAAAACACGGUUAGUGUACCUAAAAACUAUUCCUACCAAUCCAAGAAUUCGGAACAAGUUAAUCAACGAACGCAGAUUGAACGAAGAAUUCCACGUACACUUCUGAAUGAAACCAACUGUUUACUAAUAAGUAGUAUAGUCCUUUUACGCGACAUUCACAUAAGAUGCCCAAAUAGUAUACCAGUCACAAUCUGUAUAAAAGCAAAUGAAACGAAGUAUUUGGGAUUUCAUGUUAGAGAGGAAAAACCAUACAAUACGAACGAAGAUGAUGGUAUCAUUACAGACUCGCAAGAUGAUAAUUUGACAACAGUGAUGCCAAUGACAAAAAUGUCGUUUGAGCAACUCUAUAAACCACAAAUCACCUUAACUCUCAACCCAGGUAAAUUACAAAAGAUAACAGUUGGUUAUCUGUUAGAAAAGGAUUUAUGCCUUCAUAAUAUCAAUUCAAAUAAUUUGACAGAUUCGGCAAGCAGCUUACAGGUGAAUGAAUCUUAUUUCAUUUUAAAAAAUGAAAUUUUAUUUCAAUUUAAUCAUUUGAAUCAUAAUGAUAUUCAAUCAAAUUUCAAUAAUUCAAUAAUCAAUUCUUCAAUAAUCAAUAAUAAUAAUAUAAAUGAUCUAUUUAAAUUAUAUACACAAAUUACAAUUAUUCGACCAAAAUUUAAAUUAUUUCCUAAUGAUAAUUUAAAUUUUCAUACUAUUUUAAUUGGACAAAUAAAAAGAAUGGAAAUUAAAAUUCAAAAUUUAACACAAACUUCAACAUUUUGGUCAAUACAACAAUAUGAUAUAAAUAAUAAUCAACAGGAAAUAAAUGAAAAUAAUGAAGACAAUGUAUUCAUGGCAAAUAAAAUAUCAGGCUAUUUGAAUCCAUUUUCAUCUAAUGAAGAUGGUUAUUUUGAUUUGAUUACUGUAGAAUUCAAACCAAGAAAAUCUAUUCAGUAUGAAACUAUAUGGAAGUUUGAAGGAAUUUUGGGUGAAGAAGUACAAAUGAUCAAACUUACUGGUACCGGAACAUUUAAUGAAUAUUACCACACAUUUUACUAAUGAUAAUACAAUCAUUUAAACAAUAAUUUGAACAGAUUUUUAUAUACAACUGAGAGACAAAAUCAUAUGGAUUCUUUCUUAUUUCUUAGUUUUUGAUAAGACCUUCGUUUAUUCUUCUUCAUAUCUGUUGAUAAAUCUUUUAAUGACGUUUAUGAUCAAAAUAAAUAAUUAAGCUACAUUUUUUCACCUUUAAUGUUUAUAUUCAAGCAUACAGUAUCUUAAUAAACUGAUGACAAUCCUGUUUUUUC